This is a messenger RNA of Acanthochromis polyacanthus (spiny chromis), 3240 nucleotides long. RefSeq names its product kinesin family member 3A (gene kif3a). Gene Ontology annotation, molecular function: ATP binding; microtubule binding; microtubule motor activity. The coding region runs from base 169 to 2274 and encodes 701 amino acids. The transcript is spliced from 17 exons. Gene Ontology annotation, biological process: microtubule-based movement. Lineage: Eukaryota; Metazoa; Chordata; Actinopteri; Pomacentridae. The record is from RefSeq and is a predicted model, not a curated record.
CAUAGCGACACAAACCUGGCAACUCGCUAUCGGAUGUGAGCCUUUGAUUAUUAGGGCACAGCGCUCGUAUUCUAAUUCCACAGAUAAACUAUAUUCAAAUGAACAAAGCCUCAAAAACAGUCCCUUGCCAUUACACAUACACUAUAAAUACCUUUCUGCGUUCUCACCAUGCCGAGCAAUAAGGCUGAGAAACAGGAGGUCAGCGAUAAUGUUAAGGUUGUGGUGAGAUGCCGCCCCCUGAACCAGAAAGAGAAGAUGAUGGGCCACAAGCAGGCCGUCAUGGUGGAUGAGAUCCGUGGGACCAUAACAGUUAACAAGCUGGAGACUCCCCAUGAGCCUCCUAAGACCUUCACCUUUGACACCGUGUUUGGACCAGACAGCAAACAGCUGGAUGUCUACAACCUCACAGCUCGCCCCAUCAUUGACUCAGUAUUAGAGGGAUACAAUGGCACAAUUUUUGCAUAUGGGCAAACUGGCACAGGGAAAACAUUCACCAUGGAAGGUAUGAGAGCAGUGCCAGAACUCAGAGGGAUAAUCCCAAAUUCCUUUGCUCAUAUUUUUGGUCACAUUGCCAAGGCAGAGGGUGACACCAGAUUUUUAGUUCGUGUUUCAUACUUGGAGAUUUACAACGAAGAAGUGCGGGACUUGUUGGGCAAGGACCAGAUGCAAAGGCUAGAGGUGAAAGAAAGACCUGAUGUAGGUGUCUACAUCAAAGACCUCUCUGGUUAUGUUGUGAACAAUGCUGACGAUAUGGACCGGAUUAUGACACUUGGCCACAAAAACCGCUCCGUCGGCGCUACAAACAUGAACGAACACAGCUCCCGUUCUCACGCUAUCUUCACCAUCACUAUCGAGUGCAGUGAGAAGGGUGUGGAUGGAAACCAGCAUGUGCGCAUGGGGAAACUGCAUCUGGUUGAUCUAGCGGGUUCAGAACGACAGGGCAAGACAGGAGCCACAGGUCAGCGUUUAAAGGAAGCAACAAAGAUCAAUCUCUCUCUCUCCACACUGGGCAAUGUCAUCUCUGCUCUGGUGGACGGCAAGAGCACACAUGUUCCCUACAGGAACUCAAAACUUACCCGGUUGCUGCAGGAUUCGCUCGGAGGAAACUCCAAGACCAUGAUGUGUGCAAAUAUAGGCCCUGCAGACUACAACUAUGAUGAGACCAUCAGUACCCUGCGCUACGCAAACAGGGCUAAAAACAUCAAAAACAAAGCCAGGAUCAAUGAGGAUCCUAAGGAUGCUCUACUGCGACAGUUUCAGAAAGAGAUCGAGGAGCUGAAGAAGAAACUGGAAGAAGGUGAAGAGAUCUCUGGCUCAGAGGGCAGUGGAUCAGAUGAAAUGGACGAAGGGGAUGAUGACAGAGGGGAGGCAGGAGAAGGCCGCAGGAGAAGAAGAGCAAGGAAGAAGGUCUCCCCAGACAAGAUGGUGGAGAUGCAGGCAAAGAUUGAAGAGGAAAGGAAGGCUUUGGAGGCCAAACUGGACAUGGAGGAGGAGGAGAGGAACAAGGCAAGAGCAGAGCUGGAGAAGAGGGAGAAGGAUCUUCUCAAAGCCCAGCAGGAACAUCACCUCCUGCUGGAGAAAUUGUCAGCUUUAGAGAAGAAAGUGAUUGUGGGUGGAGUGGACCUCUUGGCCAAGGCCGAGGAGCAGGAGAAACUCUUGCAGGAGUCCAACAAUGAACUUGAAGAACGUCGCAGGAGAGCAGAGCAGCUGCGCAAGGAGCUGGAGGAGAAGGAGCAAGAGCGUCUGGACAUAGAAGAGAAAUACACCAGCCUGCAGGAGGAGGCUCAGGGAAAGACCAAGAAGCUGAAGAAAGUAUGGACUAUGCUGAUGGCUGCCAAAUCUGAAAUGGCAGAUCUACAGCAAGAGCACCACAGAGAGCUUGAGGGCCUCCUGGAGAACAUCCGCCAGCUGAGCCGAGAGCUCCGGCUCCAGAUGCUCAUCAUAGACAACUUUAUUCCCCAGGAAUACCAGGAGAUGAUAGAAAACUAUGUGCACUGGAAUGAAGACAUUGGAGAAUGGCAGCUGAAAUGUGUAGCUUACACUGGCAACAACAUGAGGAAACAGACCCCUGCCCCUGACAAAAAAGAAAAAGAUCCAUUCGAGGUGGACCUGUCCCAUGUGUAUUUAGCCUACACUGAGGAGAGCAUGAGGCAGUCACUGAUGAAACUAGAGAGGCCCAGAACCUCGAAAAAUAGCAAGAGCGGUCGACCCAAGACUGGGCGAAGGAAAAGAUCUGCAAAACCAGAGGCUGCCAUCGAAUCCCUUCUGCAGUGAUGACAGCGUGAAGGAGAGCUACAUUUCACUGCAACUUUCAUGUUACCUAAAAGAAGUCGUCAGUCCAGUUUAUGGUUAAACACUAUUUAAAAGAUAUCGUCAUACACUGUAUAGCUGGUAAGGUUUUAAAACCGAAGGAGCUGCACCUGUGAUAGCAUUAAGCCCUCUUUGCCAAGAGGACCUAUUAAAUGUAUUGUAAUGUAAAACUUCUCUGAGGUUAUCUGAUGUUUUACUGUUGCUUUGGAACGCUUUCCAGUUUGCAUAAAGCACCACUGGUACAAAAGAGAAUAUCUACCAUGAAAACGGUUCACUUCAUGCACAGCAUUGCAACAUUUUGGCAAUGACAAGCAAUGAGAAAAAAGACUCAUCAGGAUGUGGAAAAUCGAGUUGUGGUCAUGACCUACAAACUAGAAGACUUUCAUAUCUUCUAAACUUUGCUGCGUGGAAGUAAUACAAGUGCUUUGUGGUGAACACCACACGGAUUAAGCCUUGACCUCUCGUGAUUUGACAGACCAAAUUGUAUGUGUAUUGGCCUAUAAUCAUAUAAAUACAUUGUGAUUAAAUUGCCGCUGAAGGUGUAUUUUCACUUAAACCAGAUUAUUCAACUCGCAACACAAGCAAAAGCCUUGGAGUUUCCUUCAAGUGAAUACAAGAAAAAAAAUUAAAAUAUGUAAAUGACAAGUGUGCUUUAUACUCUUUCCUUUAGGUGAGAAGCGUAAGGGCAUGCAUGCUGACCGGCUCUUAUGUUAGUGCCAUUUGCUACAAAAAAAAAAUCAUCUUUUUAUUUUUAAAUGUCGGGACACUUUCUGUUGUAUUGAGAUACACCAUUAUGUUUGUGGAGAUAAUUUAAUUUUACGAUGUUUUGUAGUGGAGGCAAACUAACUUUCAUCAUGUAUUAUAAUGUAUGUCAAAUGUUUACGUCCAUCAAACUCCUGGAUUUUAUUUAAUAAAUUAUUUCAUGUUUUA